This is a messenger RNA of Penicillium olsonii, 3060 nucleotides long. NCBI's taxonomy places the organism in Eukaryota, Fungi, Ascomycota, Eurotiomycetes, Eurotiales, Aspergillaceae. The record is from the annotation of a GenBank genome assembly.
AUGCUGGGAAACUGGCACGGGCGCCAACUCAGUGGAGCUGUCUGGAGGUUGGAGUUGCGGAUCCGGGAGGAUUACAGUGCGGAUGGCGAUGCUUGGAGCUAUCUGACCUACGAUGACGCUCGGUCGCGCACUUAUCGGUGGGGUGAAGACGGUAUCGCCGGUGUCUCCGAUACACACGGCCUGCAGAACAUCGCUUUUGCCUUUUGGAACGGCGAGGACGACUUCCUAAAGGAGCGCCUCUUCGGUCUGUCCAACCCCCAGGGUAACCAUGGUGAAAGUGUCAAGGAAGCCCAUUUCCAUGUGGACAAUACCCCGACGCACUCGUACAUGAAAUUCCUGUACAAAUACCCCCAGAGGAAAUUCCCGUACCAGGAUCUCGUGGACGAGAACGCCAAGCGCUCGCGCUUGGAGAAAGAAUACCAGAUUUUGGACACUGGUAUCUUCGAUGAGAACCGCUACUGGGACAUCUACAUCGAGACUGCCAAAGAAGCCGAUGACGAAGAAGAGCUGCUCUUCCGUGUUAUCGCAUACAACCGUGGCCCAGAGCCAGCCCACCUGCACAUUGUUCCACACGUGUGGUUCCGAAACACAUGGGCCUGGGGCGACGAGAAGCAAAAGGAAAAGCCUUCGAUCAAGAAGGAAGGUUCCCUUGUCGCUAAGACAGAACACAGCAAGAUCGGCGAGCGCUAUGUCUCGUUUGCGCCCUCGCCCCCCGUUGGUUCCAGUGACGACGAUGUUCAGCCCGAGCUGAUGUUCACUGAGAAUGAGAGCAACAACAAGUUGCUGUGGGAUACUGAGAACACCACUCCCUACGUGAAGGAUGCCUUCCACCGCCACAUCGUGGAGGAGGAGAAGGGCGCCAUCAACCCGGAUAACGAGGGCACCAAGUUCGCUGCGUGGUACGCCUUCAACAACGGCGAGGGUGUCCCACCCGGUGAAUGUGCCGUUGUUCGUUUCAGAGUCUCUCGCAAGAAGGAGGACUUUGUUGACGAAGAAGUCCUCGAUGAUGUGAUCGAGCAGCGUCGCGCCGAGGCCGAUGACUUCUACUACCACCUCAACCCUCUCCCCAUGAGUGAUGACCUUCGCAACAUCCAGCGUCAGGCAUUCUCUGGAAUGAUGUGGUGCAAGCAGUACUACAACUUUAUCUGGGACCAGUGGGCGAAUGGCGACCCCGCCGAGAUUGCUCCCCCAGAGGGACGAAAGGGCAUUCGCAACGAGCAGUGGCGUCAUCUGUACAUUGACGACAUCCUGUCUAUGCCCGACUCAUGGGAAUAUCCCUUCUUCGCGGCGUGGGACACUGCAUUCCACUGUAUUCCACUGGCGAUGAUGGACCCCGAGUUCGCAAAGAAGCAACUCGACCUCUUGACUCGAGAGUGGUACAUGCACCCCAACGGCCAGCUUCCCGCUUAUGAGUGGAAUUUUGGUGACGUGAACCCUCCUGUGCAUGCGUGGGCUGUGUUCCGCACGUUCAAGAUCGAGCGCAAGAUGUAUGGACGGCAGGAUCUGGACUUCCUGGAGCGCGUCUUCCAGAAGCUGCUGCUGAACUUCACCUGGUGGGUGAACCGAAAGGAUACCAGUGGCAAGAACGUCUUCGAGGGUGGCUUUUUGGGACUCGAUAACAUCGGUCUGUUCAACCGCUCCGAGCCAUUGCCCACUGGUGGUGUUCUCGAGCAAGCCGACAGCACUGGCUGGAUGGCAUUCUACUCCUUGACCAUGCUGAACAUCGCUUUGGAGCUGGCCAAGCACCGUCGCAUCUACGAGGACAUUGCAUCCAAGUUCUUUGAGCACUUCUUGCUCAUCAGUGACGCCAUGACUUUCCGUAACGGAGACGACACCGUGCAGUCGCUCUGGAACGAAGAUGACAGCUUCUACUACGAUGCUAUCUCUUAUGGUGGACCGUGGACUCAACAGCUCCCCAUCAGAUCCCUCGUCGGCCUGAUCCCGCUCUACGGUGUCUUGACCCUAGAGCCCGAGCUGAUCAAGAAGUUCCCCUCUUUCAAGCGACGAGUGGACUGGUUCAUCGAGAACCGAUCAGACGUCGCCGAGCGCAACAUCGCCAGCAUGAAGCACCGCGGCAAGGACGACAGACUUCUCCUUGCCCUCGUAAGCAAAGAGCGCCUCAUCAAGAUCCUCGAGCGCAUGCUCGACGAGACUGAGUUCCUCUCCAAGCACGGUAUCCGCUCCAUGUCCAAGUACCACGAGGAUCACCCCUACUCGAUGGACGUCAAUGGCCAGACUUUCAAGGUCGGCUAUGUCCCUGGAGACUCCGAUUCCGCCCUCUUCGGCGGAAACAGUAACUGGCGCGGUCCCAUCUGGCUCUGUGUCAACUUCCUCAUCGUCGAGUCCCUCCUGCGCUUCUACAUGUUCUACGGCGAUUCCCUCCAAGUCGAGUGCCCAAAGGGCUCGGGCGACUACAUGCACCUGGGCCAUGUGGCCGAAGAGCUCCAGCACAGAAUGCAGCAUCUAUUCGCGCGAGACGACGAAGGUCGUCGCGCCGUCAACGCAGGCUCUGACCUGCUCGACUUCGACGAACAUUGGAAAGACAACCUUUGGUUCCACGAGUUCUUCGACGGCGACACAGGCCGCGGUCUCGGUACCUCCCACCAGUGCGGAUGGACCGGUCUCAUCGCAAAGAUCAUCCAUGACACCGGUAUCAACUGCCGUCUGCCGCAGACCCCUCGCUCGCCAUUCGCUGCUGCAUCGCACUAUUUCGACGAUAUCUUCUCUCGCUCUGGUCGCCCCCGUGGCUCUAGUCGUCCAUCUGUUCGUCGGUCAUCGACUACGCGCUCGAUCGGCAAUCGCAGUGACUUCUACUCUGGAGAGGCAACGCCUGCUGCCUCUACCGUGCUGGAUGAUGAAGAGGAGAGCCGUGGCCCUAGUCGGUCUCUGAGUCGUCGUGGCAGCACGGUCGACCCGGAAGAUGAAGAUCAUGUCAGCCACUAUGUCGAGAGCCAAUUGCAGCGCGUGCGUAGCUCGGCUUCGAUUGCAAACUAUGAGGACGAGUUUGAGACCAAGGCUGAUAAGGCCAAUGGUCAGAACGGCGGGAAUGGUCACUCUUAA